AUGGCCGCUUCUACUUCAGCCGUGUCAAUGUCCAUGCCGCUGACCAACGCCAACCAGAAGGCGGCGGCGCUGCUUUCUCCUUCGCAGGCAAGGCCAUCAUCAUCCAGCGCCGGAAGGGUCAGAUCCCAAGUCGUCAGGGCUUCCCUGAAGGAGAAGGCAGUCACCGGAUUGACGGCCGCCGCCCUCACGGCUUCCAUGGUCAUCCCCGACGUGGCGGAAGCCGCGGAAGUCAGCCCCUCGCUCAAGAACUUCCUGCUCAGCAUCAUCGCCGGCGGCGUCGUGCUCACCGCCAUCAUCGGCGCCAUAGUUGGCGUCUCCAAUUUCGACCCUGUCAAGCGGAGCUGA
Messenger RNA from Linum tenue, 345 nucleotides. Lineage: Eukaryota; Viridiplantae; Streptophyta; Magnoliopsida; Malpighiales; Linaceae. The record is from the annotation of a GenBank genome assembly.